This is a messenger RNA of Akanthomyces muscarius, 1287 nucleotides long. RefSeq lists its product as uncharacterized. Lineage: Eukaryota; Fungi; Ascomycota; Sordariomycetes; Hypocreales; Cordycipitaceae. The coding region runs from base 1 to 1287 and encodes 428 amino acids. The transcript has a single exon. The record is from RefSeq and is a predicted model, not a curated record.
AUGGAAGACCAGUUUGGCGGCCGCACCGACGACGAUUUGUUCUUCGACGACGACUUCGAACCAGUAGAUGGUGUAACCACUAUUGUGCCCAACGAUGUACCGGUCGAGAUCUCGUCAUACUAUAUCACACCUUCAGACUUAAUACCGCAUCCCGCGGAUCUCGAGUCUGCGCUGGCCCCUCUGGCAGCUGCGGCGGCAGCAGGCAAAAGGAAGGGACGCAGACGACGCAGGUCCAAGUCCCCCAAGCAGCCUCUUCCUCCGGCACCGCCACCACGAGGAGGUCUUGCGCAUUCUAGAUUCGCAGAGAAGCCGGCACAAAAACCACCGCAACACCCCGAGCCACAAUCACCCGAGUCGUCCUCGGCGGCCGCGAGCCACGAGCAGACAAACGGCGAAAGCGGCUCCAGCGCCGUCGCAGCGAAUGCUCCGACUCAUCGAGACAGGCGAAAUGAUGGCAGGAAUCAGGGAAAACCUCCCCCGAAGUCCGUCGAUGCGCGCGCGCAAUCUGGUGCCAACCCUCGCCAGAAACCGACAGAGGAAGAAUUGACUGCCAAGAUGGAGAAGAUGAAACUACUGUCGGCAGAGAAGACGCGCAAGUUUGAGAAGGCCGAACAGGACGAGAAACAACACGCAGAGGCUUACGCACGCGGAAUGGAGGAAGCGCGGCGCCAGCGUGCCGAAAAUGCAGAGAGGCGACGACAAAACGAGGAGCAGCGUCGCCGCCUCGAAGAUGAGCGCACAAAGAACCGAGAGCGCAAACUCAAGGCCAUGAAUAUGAAACAAGGCGGCUGGGAUGAAGGCAAAGAGGCGGCAGGCGAGGAAGAAUCGCGGCGGCCAGCUCGUGGAAUGAAUGGCGGUGUCCGUGGAGCGAAAAGCUCAGUUGGGUCAGGCUUGUGCGGCAGUCGUUUCGCGCGAGACUCGAGCGAAGGGGAGAAAGCGACGACCCCAGAUCGCACAGACACUGACAUGUCCCUCGACGAACGUCCUCGUCGCGACGGUCGUGGUGGACGGGGGAGAGGCAGCCGAGGUGAGGGACGUGGCGCACGGGGAGGACGAGGCGGACGAGGGCGUGGCGGCGCCGCUGGCAACGCCGCUCCCGCACCGGACAAGGACGAUUUUCCCUCGUUGCCGGCUAAAUCGGAGGGUCAAAAGGAGCCUGUGGAAGGCGCACCGAAGCCUGCGAUCUUGGCCCCGUUACCGCGGUUUGCACCGGCUAUUGGGAAAUGGGACGACGAGAUGGAGUUUCUGGAUGAGAUGACCACCACUACCACAGCUGCGAAUAAGUAA